Messenger RNA from Gopherus flavomarginatus (Mexican gopher tortoise), 1228 nucleotides. RefSeq names its product chymotrypsinogen 2-like. The record is from RefSeq and is a predicted model, not a curated record. The coding region runs from base 338 to 1228 and encodes 296 amino acids. Gene Ontology annotation, molecular function: serine-type endopeptidase activity. Gene Ontology annotation, biological process: proteolysis. Lineage: Eukaryota; Metazoa; Chordata; Testudines; Testudinidae. The transcript has 8 exons.
UCGUCAGUGGCCUUGGGCAGGCACACGGGGGAUAUGCGGGCUGUCAGCUUGGCUGGGGAGGCCAGCUUCAGCAGGGUGAUGUCGUUCUUCACAGUUAACAUGCUGAAACUGGGGUUCUUGAAAACCUGCCACAGGAGACAGAGGAGCAUGAGACCACGUCGAGCCCCUGUACGAGACCCCACUGAAAUCUUGUCCACCCAUAGCAGGACCCACAUAGGCCACGUCCACCCCCCUUCAGCAAGACUCCCCGGAGACCACGUCCCCCCCCGCUCCAUCAGGACUCCCCAGAGACUGUGUCCACCCUCUGCAGGACCCUGAGGAGCUCUGCCCGUGAGACAUGACACAGGCUGACCUCUGCCACCUCCCCAGAACUGCCUCUGGCAGGAGUAUAAAGGGCUGCUGGCCCCGCUCGGGCUCCAGGACCCACGUAAGAAGCAGAAUGGCUUUCCUCUGGCUCCUGCCCUGCCUCGCCUUCCUGGGCGCUGCCCAUGGCUGCGGCCUCCCUGCCAUCCAGCCUGUCAUCAGCGGCUACGCUCGAAUCGUGAACGGUGAGACGGUGGUUCCUGGAUCCUGGCCCUGGCAGGUCUCCCUACAGGACAACACCGGCUUCCAUUUCUGCGGCGGCUCCCUGAUCAGCGAGAACUGGGUGGUCACCGCCGCUCACUGCGGCGUCAGAACAAGUGACCUUGUGGUUCUGGGGGAAUUUGACCAAGGCUCUCCGGCCGAGGAUGUGCAAGUCCUGCAGAUUGCAGAGGUUUUCAAGAACCGCAAAUUCAGCAGUGGCUCCAUGAAGAACGACAUCACCCUGCUGAAGCUGGCCAAGCCAGCCAACAUGACGGACCGUGUGUCCCCCGUGUGCCUUCCUGCGGCCACUGACAACUUCCCUGGAGGCCUGACCUGCGUGACCACAGGCUGGGGCCUGACCAAUCCCAGUGCCCAGAACACCCCAGACCGGCUGCAGCAGGCGGCCCUGCCCCUGCUGACCAACACGCAGUGCAAGAGCUACUGGGGCAAGAUCCCUGAUGUCAUGAUCUGCGCCGGCGCCGCUGGAGCCUGCUCCUGCAUGGGUGACUCCGGCGGCCCCCUGGUGUGCCAGAAGGACGGCGCCUGGACCCUGGUGGGGAUCGUCUCCUGGGGAAGCAGCACCUGCUCCACCUCCAUGCCUGGCGUUUACGCCCGCGUCACCAAGCUCAGGGCCUGGAUCGACCAGAUCAUCGCAGCCAAUUAA